Messenger RNA from Daphnia carinata, 1363 nucleotides. RefSeq names its product serine hydrolase-like protein. Lineage: Eukaryota; Metazoa; Arthropoda; Branchiopoda; Diplostraca; Daphniidae. The coding region runs from base 259 to 1254 and encodes 331 amino acids. The transcript has 3 exons. The record is from RefSeq and is a predicted model, not a curated record.
AAAGCAAAAAAAAAAAAAAUAAAAAUAAAAAUAGAAAUGGGUAAGUAGAAAUCCAAAUUUAGAAUUUAAAAAAUAUAUGUUGCACUCAGCAGGAAAGACGAAAGUAGUGUGGAGAAAAAACUACGUUGAAACGGACAUCGUGAGCUAUCAAAAGAGCCCCUGAAUGUUUCAGAAUCCUUACAGAAGUAGGCUAUAUUGGACAUACUUUUAUCGCUGUACCUGUAAUACUUUCUGGACUGAUAACUGACUAAUUUUCAAAUGCAGCACCUAAUUCCCCGUGGAUUAUCAUCUGCUGCCCCAAAAACAACAAAUAACCCUGCGUGCACCAUACCAGGUAUAGCAGGUUUGAGAAAUCAGACUGAUGCUUUGUCAAACACCUACAAAGAAGUUACAUUCCCCAUGACAUAUGGAAAUGUGGCAGCUAAAGUCUGGGGUCCUUCAAGUGGAAUACCAGUAUUUGCCUUACAUGGGUGGUUGGAUAAUGCUGGCACAUUUGACACCUUGAUUCCAAUGCUUCCUCAUAACUUAAGAAUAGUUGCAGUUGAUAUUCCAGGUCAUGGGAUGUCUGAUCAUUUUCCAAGAGACAUUAUGUAUCACUUCUUGGACUGUCUUUUAGCUGUAGAGAGAAUAUCACAACAAUUGAAGUGGGAAAAAUUUUCAUUUAUUGGCCAUAGCUUGGGUGGGUGUAUUGCCAUGCUAUAUGCAGGUGUGUUUCCAGAAAAGGUAGAUAAACUUGUAAAUAUUGAUAUUGUUAGAGUAACCACAACAAGGGCUGAAACUAUGCAUUUGAGAUUAAGAAAAACUGUUGGUAAGCUUUUGAAAUACGAACUAGCAAUAAGCAAUGGCCCAGAAAAGCCUAUUAGCUAUGAUACAGCGGUAGAAAAAAGCAUAAAUGGUUCAUUUGGAUCUCUAGACAGAAAAGCUUGCGAAAUUAUGUUAAAGCGUGGUUUGAAAAAAGUAAACGGGGGCUAUGUAUUUAGCAGAGAUAGGCGAUUGCACGCGGCUCCCUUGUCGUUCUGUCCAAAACAAGAUCAGGUAGUUCUGGCAGCAAAAGUCACUGCCGACGUAUUAAUUAUUAAAUUUACCGAAGGACCUUAUUUUGAGAGUGUUGAAGAUCAGGUAGAGCAUAUAGAAGCACUUAGGAAAAGCUCAAAAAAUGUUCGUUAUGUCGAAAUAGAGGGAAAGCAUCACACCCAUCUUACGCAUCCUGAACGUAUUGCAAAUAUUAUUUCCGAUUUUUUAAUCUCUAAUUAAAGCUUCAGUGUGUACCGUUAUAUUUGUCGUGUACCAGUGACCAUCCAUUGAACCAAGAAAUGUAAGCAUAUUUGGAUGGAAGAGUAUAAUACAUAGACGCUUAAUCUUA